This is a messenger RNA of Symbiodinium sp. CCMP2456, 726 nucleotides long. The record is from the annotation of a GenBank genome assembly. NCBI's taxonomy places the organism in Eukaryota, Dinophyceae, Suessiales, Symbiodiniaceae.
AUGACCUGUGCCAGUGUUUCCGGGUUCCUGCGGACUUGGGCACAAGUUUUGCCCACACCGAACCGUCCUUCGAUCUCUGGCCGAAAGGUCGUGCAAAGAAUGGCCCGCGCCUGUUUGGCAGUUGUGAUCGCCUCCGGCGGCCUUGCUUUUGGGCUGGGUGAGACCUGCGUGGAGGAGAACAGCCUGAUGCAGCAGAAGCUGAAGGCACCGGAAGAUGCCAAAGCUCCCUUCUCCUUCUUGCAAACCGCAUCCGAGAGUUCUCACAGCCCGGAGAGCCUUGGGGAGCUUACAGAAGGACUCAAGAAGAUGGCGAAGAAAGGCUCAAAGCUGGAUGAGUCCCCCUCGGGUGCUUUGGACGGGAUCCGAAAGCAGAUGGACAAGAUCAAGAAAGACACCCUGGAUGACCACCACACGGCCAUCAAGCAGCUCAACGCCCUCUACGACGCCAUAACCAGUUGCAUGGCCCCUUCCUCUUCGAAACCAAAGGCUGCCAAGGAUAAGCUCGCAGGCCAGCACGACACUUGCAGAGGCGAGGAGGUCGCGCCCGUGGAAUGCGAGAAGUUGCGCGGGUGGAGUAUGAAGCUCUCACAGCGCCCCCGCAGCCCUGCUUCGCGCAGUUCAACGACGGGAGUCUGGGGACCUUGCAACAUGGGGGUUUCUGAAAAUAGGGGACCCAAAGAUAGCACCCUAAACAAUAGGAUCCUUAAUAUAAAGACCCCAAAAUAA